GGUGAGCGCUUCCCCGGCCUUUAUGCAACCCGCGCCUUCGGAGACAUCGCCGGGCAGGCUUUGGGCAUUGUCAGCCAGCCCGACAUACGCAAGACCUCCUUUGAUAGGACCCCUGGCGUCGUACUUCUGGGCUCUGGCGGCCUGUGGGAGAUGUUGGAUGACUCGAGGCCUGGCGAAGAAGCCCUGCAGCUGCUGGGAUCUUGCCGCCUGAAGGAAUGCGGUCCGCGCAUUGCCUCCGGCAAGCUGACAUCAGAAGCCAAGUCCAGAUGGCAGCAG
Symbiodinium pilosum is the source of this 276-nucleotide messenger RNA. The record is from the annotation of a GenBank genome assembly. Lineage: Eukaryota; Dinophyceae; Suessiales; Symbiodiniaceae.